This is a messenger RNA of Drosophila sechellia, 1407 nucleotides long. Its product is annotated as zinc finger protein 239. Gene Ontology annotation, molecular function: DNA-binding transcription factor activity, RNA polymerase II-specific. Lineage: Eukaryota; Metazoa; Arthropoda; Insecta; Diptera; Drosophilidae. Bases 365 to 1201 code for a protein of 278 amino acids. The transcript is spliced from 5 exons. The record is from RefSeq and is a predicted model, not a curated record. Gene Ontology annotation, biological process: regulation of transcription by RNA polymerase II. Gene Ontology annotation, cellular component: nucleus.
UAUGUUCGAACCGACAUUCCAUACUUGUACACCUGGGAAACGCAAUUUUCUUUUGAUUACCACCAUGGCGAUCUACUCCAGCAUUAGCUGCUGAGAUGGAACUUUUUGGGGAUGGUAACGAAUAGCAGGCACAAGUCACCGUUCCCAACAGAACAUUUGAGCAAUACUUACUAUAUGAACGUACUUAAAUUAUGCCAUUAAGUCACUCUAGGCCACCAUAUGACUUUUUCUGGACGCGAAAAACUGCCGAGUUACAGAAUAAGUUAAUUAUAGUGAGUUUAUCGUCACCCGACCUGCCGUUUUUUGAUGUCCACUUCUUGAGAACUCUCAAUCGGAUAGAGUCGAUGUGCUAGCCAACGGCGAAAUGGCGGGCAUGGAGGUAGAAUUCGACGAGACGGUGGCCAAUCAGUUUAGCUGCAAGCGCUGCGACCGAACCUUCAGGAGCAAGCGGGAUCAGACGUUGCAUCGACAAGAGGUGCACAACCACAACAAGACCACCUACGAGUGCAAGCUGUGCGCGAAGAGCUUCUGCAAUUCGGGGAACCUGGAUCGCCACAUGAAGGUGCACAACGAUGUCCGGCCCUUCGUGUGUAACAUCUGCUCGAAGGCCUUCGCCCAGGCUGUAAACCUGCAGCGCCACUAUGCGGUGCACAGCGGGGAGCGGCCCUUCACCUGUAACUUCUGCAACAAGUCCUUCACCCAGCAGAGCAACAUGAAGCGCCACAAGAUGACACACACUGGCGAAAAGCCGUUCCGCUGCCAGCGAUGCGGCAGGUAUUUCUCCCAGCUGGUUAACCUCAAAAAACACAAGCUAGGACACCUCAACGCCAAGCCCUACCAGUGCAAUUUCUGCGAGAAGGGCUUCACCCAGCUGUCAAACUUUAAGCGCCACUUACAGUCGCACAUAAAGGAGGGCGUCGAUGUGGACGUGCCCGCCUCUAUCCAGGCGGCUGCCGCCCUGGCCAGGGAACGGCUUGAGUCGGAACAGAAACCAAGCUUUUUCGAGUGCAUGGUGUGUCGGGCCAUCUUUGAUACCUUCGCUGACUAUGAGAAGCACGAAGCCAAGUGCCAUGAGGACCACGAAAGGGCCCAGCUGGAGGUUAACCAGAUGUCCCACAUGCAUCCAGACGACUAUUUGCCCAUGAAGUUCGCCGUGCCCGAUCUGGAUACGCACGAAAUCAUAAUUGAGACUACACAUUAGGAAUGGCAAUAAUUUUAAAUGAAAUACCACGAAAACACACAACCCAACUCACACCUAAACAUACAAAUAGCGGCGAUUCCGACGGAAAGAUGGAAUGUGAAGAAUAUUGCAUUGAAUAUACAGAUAUGAAUAUAUAUGCAGGCCAACAUAGUUCUCCAUUGAAUUACACCAAUAAAUGCAAUAAAUAUGCAGAUAACCAAUGCGAA